AUGACACUCAUGCUGAAAGGGAGCAAAGCGCUGGUCCUGGUCUUACUGGUUUCCUUUCUGGCUGUGACCUCCGUCUCCUCCCAGACUCCUCACUAUUGGAAGUUCGUGAGGGAACACAUCGACUUCCCCCAGACCAAUGCGGGACCAGAGUACUGCAACACGAUGAUGAGACAGAGAUUGAUGACAACUCCUUGCAAGCAGACCAACAGCUUCGUCCACAUCUCCAGGGAUGACAUGAAUAACAUCUGCAACUGGAGAGGGGGGACCUACUACCGCCGGAACUUGCGAAUCAGCAAGGUAGAGGUUCCCGUCACCACUUGCUUUCUGCAGAGCACGGCACCUAACCGGUGCUUCUACGAUUUCCACAGGGGAAGGAGAUUCAUCAUGAUUACCUGUGACAAAAAGGGGUGGCCUGACCUUUUUGAAGAGACCAAUUUCAUGUAG
Molecule: messenger RNA, 444 nt
Organism: Heteronotia binoei (common prickly gecko)
Lineage: Eukaryota; Metazoa; Chordata; Lepidosauria; Squamata; Gekkonidae
Product: angiogenin-2-like
Exons: 1
Coding region: 1-444 (147 amino acids)
Molecular function (GO): nucleic acid binding
Source: RefSeq, a predicted model, not a curated record